Molecule: messenger RNA, 1527 nt
Organism: Pseudomassariella vexata
Lineage: Eukaryota; Fungi; Ascomycota; Sordariomycetes; Amphisphaeriales; Pseudomassariaceae
Exons: 7
Source: RefSeq, a predicted model, not a curated record
CAGCUAUUUUAUGAUUUGUGGUUUGUUGCUAACUUGGAAGUCUUCUCUUCGGUUCAUGAAGUCACUCAAAACACAAAGCUGUACUCAUAUAUGGGUUACCUGACUAUCUUAUGGUUCACCUGGUUUCUCGUCGGACUAUUCGAUGUUCGAUAUGUGACCGACAGCAUCUUCGAACGCCUGGCCCGGACCGUCCAUCUCGGUGUCAUGGUGGGUUUUGCCGUUGUGGCAUCGCGUUUUCACCCUGACAGCCAAAUCAAAUCCAUCUUUCAAGGAUUGUCAAUCAUCCUCAUGGUCUCGAGACUCGUCCUUGUGGUUCAAUAUGCCGCGAUCAUCUGGCAUGUUCGUCAUUUCAAAGACGGGAAAUGGCCACUCACUCUCGUGGCCGUGUCACAUUUCCUUUUCGCAAUUAUAUACUUCGGUCUUCUUUUUGGUUUCAAUGAUGGACAAAGUCCCCGGAUCUUCAUCGCGUGGUAUGUCAUCGCGGCAUGCGAGGCGUUGCUGAACCUCGGCCUUGCACUAAAAUGGAAGGUCCUCAGCUUUGCGGGCACGCACUUGACCGAGCGCAUGACACUACUCACUCUCAUUAUCCUAGGAGAGGGUGUUAUCACCAUUGCGAAGAAUGUGGUGCUUAUUGUCAAAAAUCAAGGAUGGACUUCUGUGACCAUGGGUAUUUUGACAGCUGCAAUCACGACGGUGUACAUAUUCUUCAUGAUUUACUUCGAUUGGAUGAAUCACCACCACAUGACAGGAAUUCGGCAGCUGUUAUGGACCAUCCUGCAUUUCCCCUUUCAUGUUGCCCUGCUUCUGUUCAUGGAGGGGGCAACCCAAUUCAUCACUUGGUGGAAGCUGCUUGAAGUCCAAGACUUCGCGAACGACGAAUUCAUGAACGUGGCCGCCAAGCUAUCAACACAUGACAACAACAUCACGAGCGAGGAUGUGGCUCACUCGCUAAACGACACAGUUAACCACCUCUUCAAGCAGUACCCUGCUACCUAUCAGCUGACCAUCAACGAAAUUGCCAACAUCCUGCAAAACAUCGGCAACAUUACGAAUUGGUUCUGGUCGUCCAACGAGACGGGAUUUCCCGAGAUCAACCAGCGGUUCACGCGGGAUAUUGACAAUCUCUUCGUCACCGUCAUCAAUUCCAUCUUCGUCAACUUCAAAGUCGACCCCUUCGAGGAUAAUGAGGAGGUCGACCCGGUCAAGAUGCAGUAUAAGGCGUAUACUGAGACCAAUAACAGAUUCAUUCUUGUAUUCCAGUACACCUAUACCACGGCCGGAAUCACCCUAAUCGUCAUGACGAUGCUCUACGUCCUUACCAAGCGGCAAGGUUUGACGCCCUACAAUAUUCUUCGCACCUCGCUGUUCUUGGUCCUCGGGAUCGGUCUAUCUCUGGUAACGCUGGUGUCUAUUAGAGAUUCGCAUGGUAGGGUGUUUAUCCGUAGUCCCUGGCUAUUGCCUACUUUGUGUAUCGUAUUCCUUUGCGUGCUCAUCCUAACACACCUCCCCAAGCCGCCUCCACUGAUA